GGGCACAGCGGGCACAGCGGGCACGACGGCGGCAGGAUGUUGGCCAGCAGGGCGUUGGGCCUCGUGGGCAGACGCGCGCUCUCCACCUCGAUGCGCCUCCGGGCCCACGGGAGCGUGGUGAAGAGCGAUGACUACGCCCUGCCCAUCUACGUGGACCGCCGCGACUACCCGCUGCCCGACGUGGCGCAUGUCAAGAGCCUGUCGGCCAGCCAGAAGGCCCUGAAGGAGAAGGAGAAGGCGGCCUGGAGCAGCCUGUCCACCGAGGAGAAAGUGGAGCUUUACCGCCUCAAGUUCAACGAGACCUUCGCCGAGAUGAACCAGGGCUCCAACGAGUGGAAGACGGUGGUGGGCGGCGCCCUUUUCUUCAUUGGGAUCACGGCGCUGGUGCUCAUCUGGGAGAAGUUCUACGUGUACGGCCCCAUCCCGCACACCUUCGAGGAGGACUGGGUGGCCAUGCAGACCAAGCGCAUGCUGGACAUGAAGGUGGCCCCCGUGCAGGGCUUCUCGGCCAAGUGGGACUACGACAGGAACAAGUGGAAGAAGUGAGGCCCCGGCCCCGCCCCGCAGCCCCCCCAGCCCCUGCUCGCUCUCGCUCCCGGAGCUAAUAAACGAACGAGCCGUG
Molecule: messenger RNA, 622 nt
Organism: Sorex fumeus (smoky shrew)
Lineage: Eukaryota; Metazoa; Chordata; Mammalia; Eulipotyphla; Soricidae
Product: cytochrome c oxidase subunit 4 isoform 1, mitochondrial
Exons: 5
Coding region: 37-546 (169 amino acids)
Biological process (GO): mitochondrial electron transport, cytochrome c to oxygen
Source: RefSeq, a predicted model, not a curated record